Messenger RNA from Eimeria tenella, 303 nucleotides. RefSeq lists its product as uncharacterized. The coding region runs from base 1 to 303 and encodes 100 amino acids. The transcript has a single exon. Lineage: Eukaryota; Apicomplexa; Conoidasida; Eucoccidiorida; Eimeriidae. The record is from RefSeq and is a predicted model, not a curated record.
AUGAGAGGUAUGACUGCUGCAGCUGCCGCCCAAAAGAGCAGCUCCAGCAGCAGCAGCAGCAGCAACAGCAGCAACAGCAGCAGCAGCAGCAACAAUCUGGUUUCCCUGCUGUUACCGUUUGCUGCAGGGUCAAACAACAAUGGCAAAGCCGGAGAGGACACCCACCCUGGCAACAGCAGCAUUAAGCAGCAGCAGCAGCAGCAGCGGCAGCACAGGCAGCAGAAUCGGCAGCAGAGGCAGCAGCAGCAGCGUGCUCAGCAGCAGCAGCAGCAACAGCAGCACCACUACUACAAAGGAAGGUAA